UCAAAACAAUUAAGUUAUAUUUGCACUUUAAUUUGCAGCAGCUAAUAGUUCAUUGAUGUCGGGCAUGCCGGGAGCAUGGCUGGCUAAGUUUCCAAGGAAAUCUCUGCAAUUCAGCGCGGCACCGGCGGCACGGCGUUGCAUGAGCAAGAUGGGAGGGACAAACAGGAGGAGCAAAGCGGAUGUGGCGGCGGCGAUGGAGGAGGAGGAUGAGAAGCGAUGGGAAGAGGUAUCGCCGAGCUGGGCACCGCAUCCUCGCACCGGAAUAUAUUUCCCGGCAGGGCACGAGCGAGUGAUGGACGACGUUCCCAGCGGCUCCGCCUCUCUCAACCAGACUUAUUGGCUGAGGAGCGUCGACGGGGUCGACAAACCCGACCCCGACGUCGUCGACUACCAAACUUACGGCGUCAGGCGACACUAUUAAUGACGGAAUUACAGUAACAUAUGCAUGCAUGCUACCUAAGCGACUGCGUGUUCUCCUAGCUAAUUAAUAAGUCGAUCUUGAAGGAUCGGAUCGGAUCGGAUAUGAUAUGUAAAAGAUUAUGUACUGAAGAACUCAGAAAUAUAUAAUUUUAAAAAAGAAUCAGGAUUCUCUAA
This is a messenger RNA of Ipomoea triloba (trilobed morning glory), 594 nucleotides long. RefSeq lists its product as uncharacterized. Bases 56 to 421 code for a protein of 121 amino acids. NCBI's taxonomy places the organism in Eukaryota, Viridiplantae, Streptophyta, Magnoliopsida, Solanales, Convolvulaceae. The record is from RefSeq and is a predicted model, not a curated record. The transcript is spliced from 2 exons.